Phytophthora infestans T30-4 is the source of this 555-nucleotide messenger RNA. RefSeq lists its product as uncharacterized. The coding region runs from base 1 to 555 and encodes 184 amino acids. NCBI's taxonomy places the organism in Eukaryota, Oomycota, Peronosporomycetes, Peronosporales, Peronosporaceae. The transcript is spliced from 2 exons. The record is from RefSeq and is a predicted model, not a curated record.
AUGCUUCAAAGAGCUCGUGAGUCUCAUACGAAUGUCGACUUUGAAGCACUUUCAACCGGUCCAGAGAAGGGUGGACCAUGGCAACGCGUGGAAACAACCGGUGAAUUCAUCGUGUUUAAACGUCCACCGUCGGCAGAUACCAAAGACAACCGGCUACCAGGACUAGAGGUCAUGUGUGCCGGACAGCUCGAUGCUAGUGCUGAGGAAGUGGCAAGUGUGUUCCGCUCAAACUCCGACGUCGACCACGCCAACACUAUGGAGGGGCUUUACAGCAAGACCUUCAUCUUCGGAUCCCUCGAUCGUGAGGUACCGUGCUCGGGGAAUUCUCAAAAUCAAGACGAUGACUCGAACGCUAACUCGAACGAACAGCUCAAUGUCAAGACCACCAGUUUCUUACGCUCGACACUCUUCGGUCGCAACGAACAAUGGUGCUUCUCGGAUUAUUUAUUACGGUUAGAGGAGAGUGAUGGCUUUAGGAUAACCCAAUGCGCUUUGCCUCCUUUUGAGCCUACUCCCGGUCGAGUGGUAGGAGAGAACGCACCUACCGGACGAUAA